AUUCGAACUUGCCUAGGAUGUGAAUACCUCUCGCAAUGAAGAGCAAUGACUGAACAGGCGGAUGGAACAAAAAUGAAGACAAUGCGGAUUACCAUUUGAGCGUGACCGACAGAGGAGACCCCGACGGGUUUGAUGCAUACUCAAAGAGAUGCCAUAGAUAGCCUCUAGGAUGAUGGCGGCUGUCCGGAAGAUGAAAAUAGUCACCGCACUUGGUGCCAUAGCAGAAAUUGUUCGGAAAAUACACGCAUUUCAAAUUCUAACUGAUUCUCUUUCAUUGAGUCUCUCAUUUAUCUACUCACGGUUCCACCAAGACCAUUUUUUGUGUUGGUGUGUAACUUUUGACUCAACUCUUUAUAGGCUGAUGAGUGAGUUGCAAGUAAAGAUGCCGUACACGGCGGUUUCAGAUGGCUUGGUUCAGCCUUCUUCUCCUUCCGUCGACGACCAUCCUUCUAUGUUUUGCGAGUCGUCAUACGAUUCGCUUUCUCUGUCUGCCUACCUUGACUCUACUAUCGGAUACCAGGAUGACAUCUUUGAUAAAAAAGUCCAUGAAGACAACAAGUUGGACGCAGCUACCUUAGACGCGGAUCAUAAAAACGAGCAGCUCAUCCGGGAGUUGCCUGAAUACGCAUGUUCAUAUUGUGGAAUUCACUCAACCGCUUGCGUGGUUAAGUGCAACUUUCCUACGUGCAAAAAAUGGUUUUGCAAUAGCAAGGCGGGCACGAAUACAGCUAGUCACAUUAUUACACAUCUUGUACGAAACAAACACAAAACGGUUCAACUUCACCAGGACUCGCCGCUGAGAGACGUUCAGUUGGAAUGUUACCAGUGCGGGUGCCGCAACGUAUUUGUGCUUGGCUACACGCCAGCUAAGACUGAGAGUUUUGUGGUGAUUUUGUGUCGUGACCACUGUACUCGGUCAUUGGUCUCUUCUGCGAACGCGGCCGACUCGGCUGCUGAAAAGAGCCUCGUGGCGCGUGACACCGUUUCUUGCGGCAAGGCGAGUUCAGACACCGAAUGGAACAUGUCACUUUGGCAGCCUCUAAUUGACAAUCGCGCCUUUCUGCCUUGGCUUGUGAAAACGCCGACCGAGGCCGAGAUCGCGAGCGCCAUGAAGAUUAACAUUCAACAGACUGUGCGUUUGGAGGAGCUCUGGAAGCAAGAUCCCAACGCCAAGUUGGACGUGAUAUUGAACUCUACGCCCGCCAGCAUAGACGCGGAGCCGAACAGCGUGAUGAUGCAGUACACCGACGCGUAUCAGUACCAGAGCAUUUUUGGCCCGUUGGUGAAGCUAGAGGCAGAUUACGACAAGAGGAUGAAGGAGUCGCAGAGUCAAGAAAGCAUCACGGUGCGAUGGGAGGUGGCGAUGAAUCAACGCCAUAUUGCGUGGUUUACGUUUCCUCGAGCGGAUGCCGACCUUCGGCUGGUCCCUGGAGACGAGUUACGCCUCAAACUGCCGGGGGAGAAUGUACCGGGUGGUAGGAAGCCAUGGGAGGCGCAGGGGCACGUCAUAAAGGUUAUCGGAGACGAGAUUGGCAUAAAGCUGCAUUACACGCCCAAGUCCUCGUUGAAAUCGAAUGGUUCUCAGGAUGCGCACGCGUCUGCGUCUUCACAGUCGCCUCCAGUGAACGUGACUUCCGGCUUUUGUGUGGAGUUUGUUUGGAAGAGCACAUCUUUCGACCGCAUGCAAGCGGCCAUGCACAUGCUGAAGUCGCAGGAUAACAUAUCUACCUAUUUGUACAAGAAACUGUUGGGUCAAGAGGUUGAAGAAGAGAGCUUAAGGAAUUGCAACUUGAAGAGAGUCGAGGAGGUGAAAAUUCCCAACUUACCGCAGCUGAACCCGAGUCAGUUGGAAGCCGUCAAGGCGGUCGUAUCUUCUCCGUUGUCUCUGAUACAGGGUCCUCCGGGGACUGGGAAGACCGUGACUUCCGCCGCUGUGGUGUACCACUUGGUGAAGCAGGGAGUGGGUCAGGUUUUGGUGUGCUCUCCUUCGAACGUGGCCGUGGACCACCUGACAGAGAGGAUUCAUCUGACCGGGCUGAGAGUGGUGCGUCUCGCGGCUAAGUCGAGGGAGGCCGUUUUGUCUCCGGUCGAUCACUUGACGUUGCACAGUCAAGUGCGCCAGCUUUUGGACGAAAUUCGAAAUCAGGUACAAAAUUCGUCGGACCACGCAGGCGACGAGACGAAAAAGGACGUUGGCAAGAGCGACCAGCAGCAGUCAGGCACUGAGUCGUCGACGACCAGGUCCAAGAAGGACAAGUCUUCGUCAUCUUCUGCUUCUGUCACGCCGCACUACGACACUGAUAAAAUUGAGCUGGCUCGUUUACAGAAAAUGCGAGACGAGCUCGGGGAGCUGCCAGCGCACGAUGAACACCGGUACAAGCAGCUGAAGCGCGAGGUUGAGAUGGCCAUUUUGCGCGCAGCGCAAGUGAUCUGUACGACGUGCGUUGGUGCUGGCGAUUUACGUUUGAAAAAGUUUAAAUUUGCUCAAGUGCUAAUUGACGAGUCGACUCAAAGUACCGAGCCAGAAUGCUUGAUUCCCAUUGUUUCUGGCGCCAGGCAGCUGGUUUUGGUCGGUGACCACUGCCAGCUCGGUCCUGUCAUUAUGUGUCGUCAGUCUGCCCGAGCCGGGCUGUCUCUGUCUCUGUUCGAGCGUCUGGUACGUUUGGGGAACAAGCCCAUUCGUCUGAACAUUCAGUACCGCAUGCACCCUUGCUUGAGUGCUUGGCCCAGCAACACCUUCUACGAGGGCUCUCUGCAGAACGGCGUCACAGUGAAGCAGCGUACACUUAAAUCUGUCAAGUUUCCGUGGCCCAACAAAGACCAGACGAAGUUCUUCUACGCCAGCUUUGGCCAAGAGGAGAUUUCUGCUUCCGGGACGUCUUUUUUGAACCGCAGUGAGGCCAACAUUUGCGAGCGGCUACUUAUGCACUUUUUGAAGGCCGGCGUGAAGCCUCAGCAGAUUGGUGUCAUCACGCCCUACGAGGGGCAACGCGCCUACUUGGUGAAUUGCUUCAAGCGCAUUUUGCCAGUUGAGACCGUUGAACACAUUGAAGUCGCCUCUGUCGACUCCUUUCAAGGAAGAGAAAAAGACUUUAUCAUUUUCAGCUGCGUCCGGUCAAACGAGUCUGCGAGCCUGAGCCACCCUAGCCUCGGCUCCAACAACACAAAUUUUUCAGGCGGGCAAAAUCAUUACCACAAUUCUGGAAAUGGCAACAGGUAUUCUUCCAACAAUUCGGUCAUCAACAACUAUCCCAGCAUUGGCUUUCUGAAUGAUCCACGUCGCCUCAACGUAGCUCUGACCCGUGCUCGAUUCGGCCUCGUACUCCUUGGGAAUCCCCGCGUUCUAUGUAAGCAGGCUCUCUGGAACAAUCUACUCUGGCACUAUGCAGAGUGCAACGCGCUCGUUGAGGGCUCCCUAGAAAACCUCAGACCAACCACCUUUAAACUUCUACAAAUCAAAAAACCCUACUUUUUCAUGCCCGAGGAAUACUACCCUCCUCGCAUUCCUGUUCACAUGACUCCGUCGAUCUCCUAUCCUGGUAUGAAACCUUCUCAAUACACCGGCGGCCACCCGAACCAGCCACCUCAUCCGGACUCUUCCAUCUACUCUCGCUCGUGGCAACCUGUCCCGGAGUAUGCCUCCCAAUUUGGCUCUCGACUCUCCCACCCAUCCACCUGCUCGUACCUGGACAACACCGCCUCCCGCGUACCCAACGUCAACCACUAUUCACCAUCCUACGACCGACAACUCGGGGACGCCUUCGGCACGUCCAUGUCACUUUACCAGCCCUUUUCGUCAUCCACCGCCGCGCCACAGCUACUGGCGUAUCAAAGCUCUAUGAUCCAGCAGCAGCCCGACCCAUACUACCAUGGCAAGUUCACUCACGUAAAUCCGUACAACAAGGAACUUCAACCUUCUAACUUCUCUCUCCUCUCUCAGACACUGCCCUUCUAUUCUCAGGGCAACUCCUACCUAACUCAGACGCCGUCCGAGUCCAUUCAGCCACAACCUAUCAUCCAAGAAGAUCAGGGCCAAGGCAAAGACUCCAACAGUGAGAAAAAAAAACCUGAACCUGUCGACACUGCUUCAAAAAAUGCAAGAAAAUGAAAUCGCGCGGAGCGCGUCGAGACCUCAUAAAACGACCUUUGUUGCGUUUACACCACUCUCAUUAUAUGAAUUCCGAAGUUACACCUGACAUAGCAAUAUUGAAAGACCGAUGCUGAAUGUUUGAACUGCAAAAUGCAAGGAAGAAAGAACGUCACCCCUCUUUUUGU
Messenger RNA from Schistocerca gregaria, 4275 nucleotides. RefSeq lists its product as uncharacterized. The record is from RefSeq and is a predicted model, not a curated record. The transcript has a single exon. The coding region runs from base 170 to 4108 and encodes 1312 amino acids. Gene Ontology annotation, cellular component: cytoplasm. Gene Ontology annotation, biological process: nuclear-transcribed mRNA catabolic process, nonsense-mediated decay. Gene Ontology annotation, molecular function: RNA binding; ATP binding; RNA helicase activity. NCBI's taxonomy places the organism in Eukaryota, Metazoa, Arthropoda, Insecta, Orthoptera, Acrididae.